This is a messenger RNA of Microthlaspi erraticum, 2796 nucleotides long. Lineage: Eukaryota; Viridiplantae; Streptophyta; Magnoliopsida; Brassicales; Brassicaceae. The record is from the annotation of a GenBank genome assembly.
AUGGUGAUUCUCCAGCCCGAUCAAACUACCUCAAACGGGUUCCAUAAGAGAAAGCUUGAUGGUGGACUAUCUCUCGGUUCCGUUACACCUGAAGCUAAGCGGCUAAAGAGCUCUCUAUCACCUAAAGUCAUUGACUUUUCUCAACCAUAUUCCAUCAGUAACAUGCUUGAAGCUCUUGAUGAUGGUAAAUAUGGGAGUGUUACUAAAGAAUUGCAAGAGAUAGCUGAUAUGAGGAUGGGAUUGGUGAAGCAAUGUAUCUCGUUAUACCCAUCGCUGGCGAAUGUUGUGUUCGGAGACGGCAAUAGUCAGAAGAUGGAGCUUGUGAGUUUGGAUAAUCGACAGGUCAUCGAUUUGGAAGGUGUCAUCGAUUUGGAUGAUGAUGAUGACGAUGCUUCGAAGAAAGCUCUCUGUGUGGUUCCUUCAGCUUUAACUGAGAUUGUGAAUCUUGAUUCUGAUGAUGAAGAGGCUGAGGGUUUGAAGCCUUUGUAUCCAUUUCAGUCAGGUCUUGUGCAGCAUCAGAAGAAUCAAGAGGAUGUGGUGCCAGUCACUCCAAAAUUCGCUUUUGAGGAUGUUGAUUUAGGGAAGGGAAAGGAGAUGGUCGUGAUCUCUGCGUCAAGAUAUAUGGAGGAACAAACAAGGAGAGACGAAGUCCUUUCCAUAGAAAAUGGUGUGGUUAGUGACAAAGGUGUCUACGCGGGACAAACAAGAGCAGAGAAAAUCCUUGCCAUAGAAAAUGGUGCGGUUCACGAUAAAGGUGUGUACGUGGGAGUUGAGGAUGAUGUCAGUGAUAACGAGUCUGAAUCAGCAGAUGAGGAUUUUGGUAAUGUCUGGAACGAAAUGGCGUUGGGACAAAUGUGGUCCAAGGAUGUAGCCAGGGAGACUUCACAUAAGGGACCAAAAGAAGAUGUAGUGGAAGACUGUGAGCACUCUUUUAUUCUAAAGGACGAUAUGGGUUAUGUUUGCCGUGUCUGCGGAGUUAUUGAGAAAAGUAUACUAGACAUAAUUGAUGUAAACUUCAGCAAAGCAAAACGAAGCACGAGAACAUAUGCCUCUGAAACUAGGAGCAGAAGGUUCGGUGAAUCUGAUGUUGAAAUUAAGAUUUCUGAAGAUGGGCUGAUGAUAGGUGGACUUUCUGCUCAUCCAGUGCAUGCUAACAAAAUGAAGCCUCAUCAGAUUGAGGGAUUCCAGUUCCUUUGCAGCAAUUUAGUGGCAGAUGUUCCUGGUGGUUGCAUCAUGGCUCAUGCUCCAGGUUCUGGAAAAACCUUCAUGAUCAUCAGUUUCAUGCAGAGCUUCCUUGCAAAGUAUCCUCAGGCUAAGCCACUGGUUGUGCUUCCAAAGGGAAUUUUGUCUACUUGGAGAAGAGAGUUCGUGAGGUGGCAAGUUGAAGACAUGUCACUGCUUGAUUUCUAUACUUCUAAAGCAGAUAACCGUGCACAGCAGCUAGCUAUUUUGAGACAGUGGAUGGAGAAGAAGAGUAUCUUAUUUCUUGGGUACCAGCAGUUCUCAGCUAUUGUUUGUGAUAAUGAUACAAGUGCAGACACGCUUUCUUGCCAGGAGAUACUGCUCAAAGCACCUUCGAUCCUCAUUAUGGAUGAAGGACACACUCCAAGGAAUGAUCAAACAAAUAUGUUGCAGGCCCUUUCCCAAGUCCAAACGCCAAGAAAAGUUGUCCUCUCAGGAACGCUUUAUCAGAACCAUGUGAAGGAGGUUUUCAACAUUUUGAACCUCGUUCGACCCAAGUUCCUCAAGCUGGAUACCUCCAAGUCUAUUGUGAAAAGGAUCUUGAGUCGUGCUCCUAUAUCCCAUGUCAGGUCUCAUUUGGGAAGCAACUCAGAUGUGUCUUCGGCUUUCAAUGAAAUUGUGGAGCAUACACUGCAGAAAGGCGAGGAUUUCAAGGUGAAAAUUAGCUUAAUCCAAGAUUUGCGAGAGAUGACAAGGAAGGUGCUUCAUUACUACAAAGGAGAUUUCUUAGACGAGCUUCCUGGACUUGAUGAUUUCACUGUGGUUCUUAAUCUGUCUCCAAGGCAGGAGUCUGAAGUGCACAAGUUAUGGAAAGAGAAGAGAAAGUUUAGGGUUUCGGCUGUGGGAAGUGCCAUCUACCUUCAUCCCAAGCUGAAAGCUUUCUCUGAGAAAACUGAUGAUGUCACUGUCUCUGUCUCUGAUGCAAGAAUGGACGAAAUGCUUGAGAAGCUUGAUGUGAAUGAAGGCGUCAAGGCAAAGUUUUUCCUCAACUUGAUAGACCUGUGUGACUCAGCAGGUGAAAAACUCUUGGUUUUCAGCCAGUAUCUCGUUCCGCUGAAGUUUCUUGAGAGACUAGCUGCUGUGGCUAAGGGAUGGAAACUAGGGCAAGAAGUUUUUGUUCUUACAGGCGAAUCAAAUACUGAGCAGCGUGAGUUGGCAAUGGAUAGGUUCAACAAUUCACCAGACGCCAAAAUCUUCUUUGGCUCGAUAAAAGCAUGUGGAGAAGGUAUCUCACUCGUUGGAGCAUCCCGCAUACUAAUUUUGGAUGUUCCUCUCAACCCGUCUGUGACACGCCAAGCGAUCGGCAGAGCAUUUCGACCUGGACAGACGAAGAAGGUGCAUGCGUAUAGAUUGAUCGCUGGGGAUUCACCUGAGGAGGAAGAUCACAAGAUGUGCUUCAAGAAGGAAGUCAUCUCAAAGAUGUGGUUCGAGUGGAACGAGUACUGUGGAUACCGCAACUUUGAGGUAGAGACAAUCGACGUGGAUGACGCUGGUGAUACUUUCCUUGAAAGUCCUGCCUUAAGGGAAGACAUAAGAGUUCUCUACAAAAGGUAA